AUGCCGCAAGCGAGCCCCACGUCCGAAACAGAGGAAGCAAUUCGCCGGACGUUGGAGCGAGAACGACAUAUCGAGCUAAAGAAGAUAGAGAAAGGGUCACUUCUGGUGCAGGUCAAGUUUCUAACACUGGCUGGGUACUGGGUGAUGCGCAGCCUGAACGAGAGAAUCCACGCGGGGACCGACCGCACCUGUCUGCAGCUGCUACUGGAGGAUGAGCUGCAGAGGGUCGGCUGGACCGGACCGAUCCAAGUGGGGCUGGAGGGGUGGUGGUUUGCUGAGGAGGAGGGACAGGAGGAGGAGGAGGCAGCAGGGACGGAGCAGGAGGAGAGAUGGGAAUGGGCAGGGAUGGGGGACAAACAGGUGGGCUGA
Molecule: messenger RNA, 369 nt
Organism: Branchiostoma floridae (Florida lancelet)
Lineage: Eukaryota; Metazoa; Chordata; Leptocardii; Amphioxiformes; Branchiostomatidae
Exons: 3
Coding region: 1-369 (122 amino acids)
Source: RefSeq, a predicted model, not a curated record